Galleria mellonella (greater wax moth) is the source of this 9092-nucleotide messenger RNA. RefSeq names its product CCR4-NOT transcription complex subunit 1 (gene Not1). Gene Ontology annotation, molecular function: molecular adaptor activity. The transcript is spliced from 16 exons. Gene Ontology annotation, cellular component: CCR4-NOT core complex; P-body. The record is from RefSeq and is a predicted model, not a curated record. The coding region runs from base 272 to 7426 and encodes 2384 amino acids. NCBI's taxonomy places the organism in Eukaryota, Metazoa, Arthropoda, Insecta, Lepidoptera, Pyralidae. Gene Ontology annotation, biological process: nuclear-transcribed mRNA catabolic process, deadenylation-dependent decay.
GGCCCAACGGGCGGAGCAGGAGAAAGAGUAUGUAUGAAGUGAAUGAGCGAGUGCCUUCGUCAUCGUGAACAGAUUUUACAAAUUGCAGUGUGGGGUGCUAGAAUUAUGUUGAAUUUAAUGAAGUGAACAAUAUUAUUGGUGAUGUUGGCCUUAGGCUUAUUGUUAUUUCGUAAAAAAACUGUAAAAGAACACACAUUUACUGUAGUAAUCCGUCAAAAAUCGAGAAAGCUUCAAACGUGUUUGAAGCUUUCGUUUUCGCAUUAAUGGAACUAUGAACCUGGACCCUUUAACGUUUAGCUUAUCGCAAAUCAAUUGUCUCGUUGUAAAUUUAAAUAAGAAAAACUUCAAACAAACAAGUCAGGAGUUGUCCCAGCUUGUCAGCAUCUAUGGACUGGAAGCAGAAAAUCAACUCCUAAGGUGCUUGCUGACUGAGGCAGCUAAGGCAUCUUGGGACAGUGACCGGCCAAGUUCAAGCCCCAGUAACAAUAUAUACGCAUCUCUACUGUCGCAGCACCUAGGCUCGCUACUCAAUCAUCCGGCCAAAUCAACAGUAAUUUGUCGUGCAGUAGAUCAACCUAAUCGGACUUUGCAAAGGAUUUUAAAACCCACUAAUACAUUACUGAAUCGGUUGUCAAGAUUACUAAGAUUAACCACUGCUGAAGAUGUUGCCUUUUCUUUAAUUUUGAGAAAGUCCUCCUCGAAACCAGAAAUCGUAUCAUUGGCAAAGCAACAUCUGAAAAAGAGAUUUCUUGAUCUCGUGCAGUGCUACUUGGACGCAGAACGUGGACAUCAAGCGGAACGAGCAGGUCUUCAGGAAUGCAGCCCUGAAGUACUACAAACCUUACUAACAAGUUUAGCUCAUCAGGCACUAGCGACUGUGACGAAAGACUUAUUCCUAUUACGGUUACGAGUAGACUUUCGACGCGAAGUAGUGCCAAUCGUUUUAGCGCCACUUCUGUACCCUGACGACACAAAGACACCGCUAGAGGAAAUGACAACAACUGAUGAUAUGACAGCAGCAAUGAUGGACAACUCAUUAGCAGAGGUCAUCAGGGAUAUCGGUUACUCAUUCACUUCUUCUGUAGAAGAAUGCAAGAACAACAUGCUAAACUUUGGUGCAAGAGAGCCGACAGCUAUGGACGUUGCCAGGAUGAUAUCCGUGAUGAUCAGAUACCAUACUACGGUCCAAGAUGGUCCCCAGAUACAAACGCCAGGCAACUUUUGGAUGAGCCAUGAAGCGAAGAAGGAUGGUUUGUGUCAUGGCCACGGAGAGUCAUGGAAUGCUGAAGUUUUUGUUCAAACUCUCAAAGAACUCGCCUCUAAUUUGAAUUGGAAGGAAGUAAUAUUGCAACUUGAUCACCCAGAAUUUUUAGUGCCUGAUAGACAGGCCCUAAGUUUAUUGUUCACUAUUCUUCGUCUUGGACUUCAGAGCGCAGGAUAUCCCUCUAAUAUAUUCCCUGUGGAUUACCUCUGUCGACGAUGGACUAAUUUAGAAGGACAAAUGAGCCUAAUCAGCAUUAUCAUCAAACAUCCGGACAUAUUCUGUUUUGCUGAUCAUCCAUUCCAUCCAGUUCAAAUUGAUCUCCUCAAGUCUCCUCCAGAAACUGACAAUAAAGAAAUAGCUACAUGGCGCUGCUUGUAUUUGGUUGAACUUCUUCUUCACACCUCUGAACGUGGGUACUAUAUGCAAGUUCUUGAACUGUUCAAGUUCCCACUACAACAUUGUCCCGACAUAUUGCUACUUGCAUUAUUACAGAUACCGCCACCAGUUACUCCAUUUAGACAAGAAUUGUUGACAAUGCUUAUACCAAUCUUCUUAGGCAAUCAUCCUAAUUCAGGAACUAUUUUACAUCAUGCCUGGCAUACGCAAAAUCCAAACAUAAAACCUAUUAUCAUGCAUGCUAUGGCGGAUUGGUAUAUACGUGGUGAGAGUGAUCAAUCUAAAUUAUCUAGAAUAUUGGAUGUAGCACAAGAUCUUAAAGCACUGUCAUUAUUGCUGAAUGUGCAAUCAUUUCCUUUUGUUAUCGAUCUAGCCUGUUUAGCGUCGCGGAGAGAGUACCUUAAACUUGACAAAUGGUUAACGGACAAGAUUAGAGACCAUGGUGAGAUAUUCGUAUCGGCUAUGGUGAAAUUUUUACAGCGAAGAUGCCCUCAAGUUCUCGGUAAACCGGACGAACAAUUACCGAAAGCCGCUCAACUUCCUAAUGAGACAGUAAGCACGAUGUUAACUUGUUUGCAGUUGUGCAUUCCAAAUGUGCAACCCGAAUUACAAGAAGCUAUAUACAAUGUUGUCACAAACUGUCAACCGAUGUUAAUCAGCAAAAGACAAAGCAUUGCUGGUAUUGCUCGUCCACAUACCAGAUUAAUAGAAACGCCUUUCAACCCAGCUGGAUUAGGUGGGCAGUUAUUUACUCCGCAUGUUGAAUCUAUCACCAGUCUAACUACAAAUGUUGCUAACAUGAAUUUGGGAGCUCCGGCCAACACUACAUUUGCUAUGCCAGGAACUCUCGGACCAUUAGUAACCACGCCAGGAUCACCAUCUCGUUUGAUGGGAGCGGGUCCAAAUAGUCCUUUUGCGAUGAUGCCUUUGCAACACAAUUCGAAUGUUGCCAAUAUGGGCGCGCUGGCUAGAAUGGCCCCAGCACCCGCUAUGGAUAAACCGCGUAUUCCGGAUCCAAUACAUUUCCCGGAAAUAAUGCAUAAUGUUACAAAGGAGAUAGAGGAUGAGGCUAAUGGAUAUUUUCAAAGGAUAUAUAAUCACCCACCACAUCCAACUCUGUCUAUAGAUGAGGUAUUGGAGAUGUUAAAAAAAUUUCAGGACUCUCCAAACAAAAGAGAACGUGAAGUAUUUUCCUGUAUGCUGCGUAACCUCUUUGAAGAAUACAAAUUUUUCCCUCAGUAUCCAGACAAAGAGUUGCAUAUUACUGCCCAAUUAUUUGGAGGUAUAAUCGAAAAGGGGCUUGUUCCAAGUUACGUUUCGUUAGGUUUAGCUUUGCGUUUCGUACUUGACGCCCUGAGAAAACCGGAGGGCUCUAAAAUGUAUUACUUUGGUAUUGCUGCUCUAGACCGAUUUAAGUCGCGUCUUAAAGAUUAUCAUAAAUAUUGUGAGCAUGUCAGAGCUAUACCACAUUUUAGUGAAUUCCCCCCACAUCUUAUUGAAUAUAUUGAAUAUGGCCUACAAAGUCAAGAACCACCAACUAAGCCUCAAGGACCGGUGUUACCAACUAGUUCUGCAGUAUUGAAUCAAACUGCUGUCGUAACUGUUUCGGCGCCCUACAGGGCCGUUGUAUGUGCACAUUCGUCGAUUUCAGCGAUAUCGAAAGUAACGAAUUGUGCUGCUGGGGGCCUGGGGAGCCGACCAUCUAUAGCAAAUGCAACCAAUAUCGACACCCUAUUAACUGCAACCGACAGAGAGGAGAAAAUAAAUUCUCCACCAGAGGCUAUACAAGACAAAACGGCCUUCAUUUUCAAUAACCUCAGUCAACUCAACCUCCAAACUAAAUGUGAAGAACUCAAGGAAAUAAUCACUGAAGAAUACUAUCCGUGGCUGUCUCAAUAUCUGGUCAUGAAGCGCGCGUCCAUCGAAUUAAAUUUCCACGCGCUGUAUUCCAAUUUUCUUGACGUUCUUAAAAUUCGAGAUAUCAACAAAAUGGUCACUAAGGAAACGUAUCGUAACAUCAGGGUGCUUUUACGGUCAGAUAAAGGUAUUGCAAAUUUUUCUGAUCGUACGCUACUUAAAAAUCUUGGUCACUGGCUUGGAAUGCUGACUUUAGCUCGCAACCAACCCAUUUUACAUAUAGAUCUGGAUCUUAAAGCUUUAUUGUUAGAAGCAUAUCACAAGGGCCAACAAGAAUUGCUUUAUGUGGUACCAUUCGUGGCGAAAGUGUUGGAGUCUUGCGCAAAAAGCGUCGUAUUCAAGCCGCCCAAUCCUUGGACGAUGGCGCUAAUGAACGUUCUUGCCGAACUUCAUCAAGAGCAAGAUUUAAAAUUGAACUUGAAAUUUGAAAUAGAAGUUCUAUGUAAAAACCUCAGCUUAGAUAUUUCAGAUCUGAAACCGUCCUUAUACUUGAAAGAUCCUGAUAAACUUCGCUUGAUAGAGUUUCAGUUGUCGCAACCUAAGCCAAAUAAAGAAACAUCGAACGCCUUGGUUCCCCAGACUGUGUUGGCUGCACCGCAAAUGCAAAUGAUGGCACAACCGCCAAUGUUGCCAGCAGACGAGCUCUCGGCGACCGCCGCGACGCCCACCAGUGGCCUCGUUGCUGCCGACCCCAGCAUGAUGGGUGUAUUAGGAUUACCAGAGCCUAGAUUUAGCUAUCUAGACGUCAACGUGUCCUCGACUUCAGCCUUUGGUCAAAAAAUAUGCUUCAACCCACACAUUAUUCUGUUCCAAAACUACCCACAUUUGAAACAAUAUGUCAAGCCUGCAAUUGAGAGGUCGAUUCAAGAAUGGAUUCACCCUGUAGUGGACAGAUCGAUUAAAUACGCACUGACCACUUGCGAACAAAUAAUCAGAAAGGAUUUUGCACUAGACCCUGAUGAGGUUAGAAUGCGUACCUGCGCGCAUCAUAUGAUGAGAAAUUUGACCGCUGGCAUGGCUAUGAUUACCUGUCGGGAACAAAUCAUUAGCACCAUUAGCACUAAUUUAAAGAACGCGUUUGUCACGGCGCUAAUGCCUUCAACGCCUCAACAGGAAAUCAUCGAAAGCGCAGCAGCGGUUUUAGCAACAGAGAAUAUGGAACUCGCAUGCGCGUUUAUCCAGAAGACAGCAGUCGAAAAAGCUCUACCCGAACUCGACAAAAGAUUAUUGAACGAUUACGAGAUUAGAAAGAUAGCUAGGCAGGAGGGGAGACGGUAUUACGAUCCCGUCGUUCUAACCUACCAAACCGAGAGAAUCGCAGAACGGGUCCGUUUACGGGUGAGCGGACCGACAGACAUGCAAAUUGCUGUAUAUGAAGAAUUUGCAUGUAACAUACCAGGCUUCAUGCCUGUCCGAGACGCUGGCAUGUUUAUUCCCAAGCCGUCAGCACAAGAGCAAUUGCCCCAGUUGACUUUCAGUCAAGUUAUAAACCCAAGUCAAGUUUAUGGCGCUGAUGAGAUGACAGGUCUGAUCAGUGCCGCCGAAAUGUUUUUGGGUAGCUCCGUUGGUGUGGCGUCCCUAACCGUGCAAGCUGGAAAUAUGCACUCAUUGUUGGAAUGUCUAUUCAUGGCGAGAAGGAACCGCGACAUUGUAUCUGGCUGUACUCUAUUACAAAAGGCUGUGGAAGGUUUACUUGACGGUCACGUCGUCCAGCCAGGCGCGAACAGCGACCAAGUGGAAAUAAUGACACGCUACCGUGAUAUCCACCUUCGCGUCCUGAAGCUCUUAGAAGAUGGCCGAGUUUAUGGCCACGUAUGGACUACCAAGCAGAUAACCUGUUGCCUUACAGAGUGCAGGGAAGACCUCAGAUACAACAUAGAAGCUGUUGACUGCCUUAUCAGGAAUCAUUUAAUCAAUUUACACCAGUACGACAUUGCUCUCGCGCAUAUGAUGGACAACGGUAACAAUUACAUGGCUGUGGCGUUUGCUAUGCAACUAGUGCAGUUGUACCUUGUCGACGAUAGAAACAAUAUGUAUGUCAACGAGUCAGACCUGUACCACACGACCGACAUGCUUGUACGCAUCAUGACACACUCGAGGCAACCGCCGCCCGAAGGGCUCGGCACGCUGAUCGAAAUGCUGAGGGUUAACCAGGAUCCUAGUGCUUAUUUGGGCGAGAGGUCCCCUCUUGGGCCGACGGCGCACAUCCAUUCGGGUAUCAUGUCAGUGCGUGCUCGCGAUUUUGACGACCCACCCGGUUUACAAGAGAAAACCGAGAAUCUUCUACGCGAAUGGAGAACGAACUUACUCAACCCAUUGACAGAACUUGAGAUCGCGCAGAAUUUCAAUUUAUACGCUCAUCGGAUGAAUAUGAACGGCAUAUUGAAAUCGGACGAUAUGAUCACGCGAUUCUUCAGGAUUGCCACACAGAUGUGCAUCGAGAAUGUGUACCAGCAGCUGAACGAGGAGAGGCUCAAUCCACCACAGACGCCGUCCAAGAAGGACAAAUAUUACGGAAUGUGCGAUUCCUUCAUCAAACUCGUUUCACUACUCAUCAAGAACACUGCAGAUAAUGGCAACCCUACACCCAAACUGAACCUCUUGAAUAAAAUCCUUGGCAUUAUCGCUGGGUGGCUCCUUAUGGACCACGAGGAACAAGGCACCAACUUCCAACAACUACCUUACCAUCGACUUCUUCUAAUCCUGUUUCUCGACAUGAAUAUGGCGGAGCCUGUUUUAGAAUCCAUGAAUUAUCAGGUUCUAACUGCAUUCUGUCACACUCUCCGCAUAAUUCGGCCCAGCAACGCGUCCGGAUUCUGUUACGCCUGGCUUGAACUGGUUGCGCAUCGUGCUUUUAUCAACAGGGUGUUGGCCGUCACACCUCAACAAAAGGGUUGGGGAAUGUACUCCACGCUGCUGAUCGACCUGUUCAAAUACUUGGAUCCAUUCCUCCGGAACACGGAAUUGGCUGCGCCAGUCAUGAUGCUGUACAAAGGCACCCUCAAAGUGCUGCUCGUUUUACUGCACGAUUUCCCCGAGUUUCUCUGUGAUUACCACUAUGGAUUCUGCGACGAAAUACCACCCAACUGCAUACAAAUGAGGAACCUCAUCCUCUCUGCUUUCCCGAGGAAUAUGCGUCUCCCGGAUCCCUUCACACCGAACCUCAAGGUGGACCUCCUUGCUGAAAUCACACUGCCGCCGCGUGCUGUGAUCAACUAUGCCACAAUACUGCCAUCGUCGCAGUUCAAGAAGGAUUUAGACGCGUACCUCAAAGCUCGUGCGCCAGUCACUUUCCUGUCGGAACUGCGCAGCCAUAUGCAGGUGUUGAAUGAGCCCGGCCGAAGGUACAACAGUCAGUUGAUGAAUGCAGUCGUGCUGUAUGUGGGCACUCAAGCCAUAGCACACAUCCGUUCCAAGGGGCAGACACCGAACAUGUCAACGAUCGCACACUCGUCACACAUGGACAUCUUCCAGAACUUCACCGUCGAUUUCGACUAUGAGGGAAGAUAUCUGUUCUUGAACGCAAUAGCGAACCAGCUCCGUUACCCCAACAGUCAUACGCACUAUUUUUCUUGCUGCCUCCUCUAUUUGUUUGCGGAAGCGAAUUCGGAGGCUGUCCAAGAGCAAAUCACGCGGAUGCUGCUUGAGAGGCUGAUCGUGAAUCGGCCCCACCCGUGGGGUCUGCUGAUCACGUUCAUCGAGCUGAUCAAGAACCCCAUCUACAAGUUUUGGUCUCACGAGUUUGUACACUGUGCGCCGGAGAUUAAGAAGCUUUUCGAGUCUGUCGCAAGGUCGUGCAUCGUCGACAAGUCAGGAGCUGGCGGGGGGGAACGCGAAAUAGCCGAGUAGCGCCGCGCCAAUUGGGAGUCAGUCCGGCAUAAGCAUAUUUUCAAAAGCUUUGUCGAGAAAGGCUUCCAAUCUGAGGUGCAACAAGGUGAAGCUCCUCAGCCAUCUACUUCAUCCCAACCACCCAAACACGCCCUACAAUGGAAUAAACUGUUCAAAAAGUAAUAGUGCUGUGCUGUGAAAUAAUUCGGUGAAAGCAAAUACCAAUAAUUUUAACAAUAUUGACGGUGUAGGCGUGGCGUAAUUAGGCCGGGCGGACCGUGGCGGGGCGCCAGACUGCAAAUUAGCAAUACUGAAAAGUAGUUUUAUAUUAAUCACGCCCGCGAGCCGUCGCGUCGCCAAUGCGCCUGUUACGCUACGGCCACUAUUUGGCUUGUUAGAAAUAAAUUGUACUAAUAUGUUUUAAACCGAUCAUUUUCUGCAUGUAUGAUUUUUGUUUUUUAAUUAUUAUUAUUUGAAGAAAAAAUAAAAUAAAAUAAAUUAAAACUGACAUAAUUUUGUGAUUAUAAAAAUUUUACUCCUAUUUAUUUAUUUAUACGGCGUUCAACUGCCGUGAAAAUUUAAAGCACAUUGUACAGUUUCAUUCUAGAGCAAAACAUGUUUUACAUAUUCAAUUGAAUAAUUUAUGUUGUCUCAUUAUGUGUUGUGAUGUCUGAAUUUUUAAUAUUCACAAUUGAUUUUAAACAGCGUAUCCUAUAAUUAAUGAUAAUGAAUGAAUAAUUUAAAUUAUAUAUUGUACAGAAUUUUUAAUUCUUAAAAUUAUCCAUUAAUUAUAUUAAGACAUUAAUUGCAUGUUUUAUUCUUUAUGACAAAUGAUAAACUACCAUCGGCUGUAAUUCGUAUUGAUAGGUUGAAAGAAAUGUAGUAGUUAGUAGCGAGUCCACACAGCGCGCGCACCGGCCACGGACAAUUUACAAUAUUCAAACGAUCUUGACGUGUCAGUGAAAUGGUGAGACACGCCACGAGUCUUAUGUUUGAAAAACCUUACCUCCAUAUUCCGUUACGUUCCCAUACCUGUAAACAGUGCCACUAUGCUGUGCUGUAUUUUAUUAAUUAACAAAUUUGUAACUGACGUGUCUUUGAUUUAUUGUAUUAGUGGAAUUACGGUAGAAAUGGCUUUCAAGAAGUACAAAAUACGGAGUGAAAAUUGUAUACUGGGUGGCCGAGCGAUAGACGUAACCAACGGUACGCUAGCAUUCAAAAGCUGCAUAUGAAUGCCAACGUUUCCUUGAACAAGUCUGUCCCGUUGACAAUAUCGUCGAACCAUGUGAUCAGUAAUCGGUCGAUACAUAGCGACAUUGCAUACGUGGUGAGGAUUGGCAACACUUGUCAACGCUACCUUGCCAUUCUUAGUACUUCUUUAGUGUCCGACUUACCGUGUACGAAUCUUAAUCAGAUUAAUGAAGCUAAUUAGAUUAAAUAAUAAUUAUAACUAUAAAAUAAUUAAUUAAUUAAUAUGUAGAAUUAAAUUAUAAUAAAUGAUUAGCAAUUGAUAAUGGUAACGAAUUAUAAAACUUUGUAUGGCAUGCCCUUGUAAAGUUUUAAAAGUGGAUUUUCAAAUGUAAUCUAGGCAUAUAGAAUUAAUGUUUACGCUACAAAUUUGUCAUUAAGCUAAUGUAUAAUAAUCCAUUUUUUAAAAUUGUGUUUUAAUAAAAUAUUUUUUCAUCAA